Molecule: messenger RNA, 6160 nt
Organism: Eriocheir sinensis (Chinese mitten crab)
Lineage: Eukaryota; Metazoa; Arthropoda; Malacostraca; Decapoda; Varunidae
Product: von Willebrand factor A domain-containing protein 5A-like
Exons: 20
Coding region: 1834-4272 (812 amino acids)
Source: RefSeq, a predicted model, not a curated record
GGCAGCGAGAUACCACGGAGAGCAGACAGAGAAUCUUGGGAGACACGAGAGAGAGCAGACCAUCAGGAACGGGUAGCGGGCUGGUCAGGCCGAACAAGAGCAAGGAGAAGAGACGUAAAAGCGGAGUUGAGUGAGAGGUGUCCAUCUCUCCACUCAGCCCCCCGAAAACCACCAUAAACCAACAAGAAGCGGGAAGAGGUCGGGCCCAGACACCGCGACGCCAUCGCUGGAGUGCGCGGGUCAGCACUCGUGGAAGCGGCCCCCCAAAACACUGCUCCAAGCUGCUCCCGCACGCUGGGCCGAGGCACACACCACCCACGGCCUGCUGUGUGAGACGGUCUACAGGAUGGGAACCUGUAAGAAGGUGUAGCCUGCCCAUCGGCUGCCCUUGUGGCCGUCAUAACACUGCCCCAAGCUGCUCCCUACACCACGACCGGCGCCUGCCUCUCCACACCGCGCGACCGCCGCGGCUGCCCCAGAUCACUAUGGCUGCCCCUAACCAAGCGGCCGCCCAUCACCAGGACCGCCCAUCACAUCGUGGACGUCCCCUGCCGAGCCCGACGCUCACGCCAGCUCCUGCCUCUCCUCCUCCAGCAACCAGAGCUAAACAUUAUGAGUAUUCCCCCCAAAUCUCCCUUGUGCAGGUAGCUAGUUAGAUUAGAGGCAUACAGCCUGUCAGUCAUUCGUGGUUUGUUUUAGUACUCCGCUAACCUUUAAAAAUUAAACCAAAUACAUAUUGAUAUAAAACCUUACUGUGAGUGUCAUCAUUUGGAGCCUGUUUUCCUGCUCAUUUGAGAUUACUGAACCCUUACACACGCCCCCCCCAUAGUACAUUAUCACCAUCCAGUUUCUUAAUAUUGUCUCACAAGUGGUUCACACGGAAAUCCUCCCACCUUCCAUAAUUAAUCACACAACAAGUAACGCCCUUUUGGUCACAAACCUCGGAACGAGUGUUCACUUGUCCUGAAGCCUUACCAUCCGGGACCAGCGCUCGGGAAUGUAGACGACUACCACGCUACCACAUACCAUCACAACCAUAGUGGUCGUCAAAAAGGGAUGUAGCGACACCCAUAACACCAGGGUUAACACCAGACAAUAAAGAGAACGCUACAGUAGUAGUACUACUACUACGGAGACUACUAAGAAUGGCCCUAAAAGACGGGUGGAUUGUGAAAAAAUCUCGCCAUCUAUGAAAAUAAGAGUCCAGUCACCACAGCCAUUACAAUGGGAGUGUUCACGGCCCUGCUAACGGUGGGGGAGAGGGGAGGGGGCUUCGACCGCCCAUAGGGUCACUAUAAAAGACGGGUGGAUUGUGAAAAAAUCUCGCCUUCUAUGGAAAUACGAGUCCACUCACCACAGCCAAUACAAUGGGAGUGUUCACGGCCCUGCUAACGGUGGGGAAGGGGCUUCGACCACCCCUUGGGUUACUUAGGUAAAAGAUGGGUGGAUUGUGAAAAAAUCUCGCCUUCUAUAGAAAUACGAGUCCGUCACCACAGCCAAUACAAUGGGAGUGUUCACGGCCGUGCUAACGGUGGGGGAGGGGGCUUCGACCGCCCCUUGGGUCACUAAAAAGACCUCGCCCUCUACCGAUCACCAAGGCGGAGCUUCAAACUAAUCUUGACCGAGCUCACUUCAAGCUUCUUUUCCGCCUGGCUCGUGCCGACCCCGAGCUUCUCUUGAGUUGAUCCUUUUGGAAAGGUUUUGUUAAGUUGAGGUGGAUGGUUGAUCAUCUGCCAUCCUUGUAUACAUCCGUCCACCCAACAUUCCAUCCCCACGCUCCAUCUACCCUUUAACUAUUUGUUGUCCAUCGUUUUCUGCAGAUAAACCACCAGCAUGGCCGCCACCGACACCCUGCCACCAAACCUGUCCAGGUAUGGACUGAUGGGCUGCUGCAAAGAAGGGUUAUCGUGGUCCAUUCUGGCUCUGGAGUCGGUGAGCACAGAGGUGAGGAUCCGCGGCUUCGUGGCCCAGGUGUGCGCCAAGCUGGUGUACCUCAACAACUCCCCCGAGACUCUGCAGGUGCAAGCCGUGUACCCCGUGGACGAGGGCGCCGCUGUGUACCAGUGUGAGGUGUGCAUUGGAGGCCGAACCAUCGUCACUCACUGCAUGGAGAAGAAGAAGGCUGAGAAGGAGUUCGAGAAGGCCGUGGAGGCGGGGUAUCGGGCCGUGAUGACUCGGGAGCAUGACGACACCAGCGACAUCUUCAAGCUGGACCUAGGCAACUUUCCGGCAGAGUCGCGUGCCGAGAUAACUCUCAAGAUGGUGAUGGAGCUGAAAGUGCAGACAGACGGAGGGAUCAGCUUCGUCUUGCCAACUGUGCUCAACCCACGCUACUGCCCCCCCGACCACCCUCUGCGGGAUGCCAGUGUUAACAUCAACUACCACAACCCUCCGCCAUGGUACGCCGAGCACAUUGUGCACGUGCCAAAGCCCUUCAGCAUUGACGUGAAGGCGACGGUGAGCGGCAGUCACAGGAUUGCCCGCAUCAUCUCCAGCACCGACAGCAUCAUCACCACCCUUGCCGACGAUGCCCUCUCUGCCCAGGUGGGCCAGGAUGGAGGCUUCAAGUGUGACCACGACUGGAGUUUCCUGGUCUACUACAACAACCCCUACGCGCCCCACCUUCUGCGGGAGACUGGCGACCGCUCCGCCACGGGCCUCAUGAAGGACGACCUCCUCAUGCUCAACGUCUUCCCGGAGGUCCCGGAGAACACCUACUCAGACAAGAACGAGGUCAUCUUCGUCAUUGAUCGCUCAGGGAGCAUGACGGGCGACAAAAUCAAGUAUGCCAAGACAACGCUGCUCCUGUUUUUGAAGAGUCUACCGGCCGGGUGUCUCUUCAACGUGGUCAGCUUUGGUGAAGACUACUCCCUCCUCUUCCCUAAAGGGAGUCGCACGUACACCGAGAAGACGCUCAAGAUCGCCCUCAACCUCCAGGCCACGAUGGACGCUGACAUGAGUGGCACUGAGAUCCUGAAGCCACUCCAGAGCAUCUACUCCAAGCCUCCAAAAAUUGGCUACUACCGACAGAUCAUCCUGAUCACUGACGGGGAGGUGUGGAACGUUAGUGAGGUGUGUCAACUGGUGCGCCGCCAUGCCCACGAGACGCGGCUCUUCUCCAUCGGGGUGGGACACGGCGCGUCCACGGCCCUGGUGCGCGGGACAGCCAGGGCCGGGCGGGGGCGCUCGGAGAUGGUGGCCGAAGAAAGUCACCUGCAGCAGAAGGUGAUGGGGCUGCUGAGCUCCAUGCUGCAGGAGAGUGUGCAAGAGGUCACCAUCGCGUGUGAGGUGGAGCCACCCACGCAGGUCAAACUGGUGCCCAAGGUGCCGCCCGUCAUCUUCGGCGGCCAGCACCUCAUCCUCUACGCCCGGGUGCCGGCCACGACCCAGGUCAAGAAUGUAACGGUGCGGGGUCAGCUGGGCACCAAGCCUCUGCUCAGCACGGUGGAGGGCCAGCAGGUCACCACAGUGCAUGACGAGGCCAAGUCGCUUCACCGCCUGGCAGCACGGGCCCAGCUUCUACAGUGGGAGCUGGAUGAAGAGGAUGACGUCGCUGAGGACAUGGUCUUACUGAGCACGGCCAGCGGUGUGGUGUGUCAGCGCACAGCACUUGUUGGCAUUGAUCAGGAGUCGGGGCAACCAGUCGGUCAGUCUUCCCCAGACGAGGAAUUGCAAGGGGACGUUUAUUAUGAUGAAUGUCCGAGUUCUGGUUACGAUACAAAGCAUGCUAUCAAGUACCAAACUCGACCAAGUCUUGGUGACCUUGCUCACCAGCUUAAAGGAUCGUUAGCAAAGUUUUUCUCAACACGGCUAAAACACAAAGGCAAGCAUUCAAGUUCACCAGAGUCGGCACCCGUCAGCGAGGCUCCAGACACUGCUGACGGAGGAGAGUGUGAAGGACUGUCAGCGAACAAGUCUGCGUACUCCUGGGAUCAAUCAGCGUUUGGACAUUCCCCGUCCCCUUCACCUGUGAAACAACCUUCAGGCCUCCUAGAGGUGGUCAGGCUGCAGAAGUUUGAUGGGUCAUGGACCCUGAAGGAUGCUGCAAAGCUUACUGGCAUGCCCUUUGAUGUCCUGUCUGCCAGCAACCCUGCCAAGAGCGAGGCAGCCUGGGCCACGGCCUUGGUGCUGGUGCUGCUGGAGAGGAAGUGUGGCCAUCAGAGGGAGCAGUGGGCCCUGCUGGCCACCAAGGCACAGAUCUUCAUCACCGGCUGUGGGGAGCAGGUGGAGGAGCUGCUGGCCAAGGCUCGCGACACCCUCCAGGCCCAGUGAGCGGUGAUGGCAGCAGCGGCAUCUUCUGUGUUGGCAGGCACUGUGAUUAUUGCUUUGUCUGUCGCAGCGUCAGUGUCAUGUGUGUCCAGCAUGAGGUGAGUUGGCUUUUUCUGUAGUGUUGUGUCUCAGUAGCAGGGAGCCAGACUGUCCUAGUGCAUGGACAUAGUUUGGGGUAAUUGAACGUGAAGCUUUGCAGAAAGUAGUGUUAACCCGUUCACUGUGAUGGGCACGGAUUUGGCCUUCACUGGUAGCCUGGUAACAUACACUCCCAGGUCUUUCUCUGCCUCUGUGGUGGAUAGUGGAGUGUUUCCCAUGUGGUAUUGGUAUGCUGGAUAUCCCUUCACUGGUAGCCUGGUAACAUACACUCCCAGGUCUUUCUCUACCUCUGUGGUGGAUAGUGGAGUGUUUCCCAUGUGGUAUUGGUAUGCUGGAUAUCCCUUCACUGGUUGCCUGGUAACAUACACUCCCAAGUCUUUCUCUGCCUCUGUGGUGGAUAGUGGAGUGUUUCCCAUGUGGUAUUGGUAUGCUGGAUAUUCCUUCAUUGGUAGCCUGGUAACAUACACUCCCGGGUCUUUCUCUGCCUCUGUGGUGGAUAGUGGAGUGUUUCCCAUGUGGUAUUGGUAUGCUGGAUAUCCCCUCCCAAGGUGCAUGACUUUACAUUUUUCUUCAUUGAAUUGUAGCAGCCACUUUUUGUUCCACUCCUGUAGCUUGGUGAUGUCUUCUGGUAGGAAAUCUGUAGUCAACGGGUUAAGGAUCAUGAAGCAUGUCACAUAAUAUUACAUGACAUUGUUUACUGAUGGGCCCUUUGUGUAGGUGAUUAGCAGCCCAUAAUGGCACAGUUUUUAAUUUUCAUUACCUGUACCUGUACUGUUAACGAGUAGCCACCACUUGAGGCUACACCUGUUUGUGUGAUGUACUAUUGAAGGUCUCAGGAGUUACUCUUGGUGGUACACUAAGCAUGGAUUCUUGGGAGUUGCCACCCACUGACCACACUAAUGCUUGUUAUCCAUAAAUUAAUAUUGCUCUGAGACAUCACAACAAAAAUGAAUAAAUAAUUGUUACAUGCAGAAUGGUUCACUUUCUAGGCCUGUCUGAACUUGUGGUUUAUUCACCAUCAAAUGUGUUUACUUCCAAGAUUAUGCAGCGCAGACCUAAAGACACUGAGCACAUGACAGAAUGAGCUGCAGUGGACUGUAAGUUGGCGUGGGAAAAAAGUCGCCACCUUGUCUUAAAGUGAAUGGCGAGAGACAGCUGAAGGCCGGUGUCCCGGGCUAGGCAAGGCGAGUGGCCCGCCAUCUUGAACCCGCCCAAAUGAGAGUCGGGAAUAGACCCAGACGCCAGUGGUUAACAAGGGUCAUGCCCUCAGUCAUGAGUGCCUGAACUGAGCAAAGGUAAGGGCGAGACACUCCAGUCCCUACCGCCCCCCGAGACCAGCAGGCUUGUGAUGGGAGUAAACGCCUCCAAAACCCCCCCUUUAGGCACGGCACAACAGCAUAUAGUGUAGCUUUCAGGCCUCCACCAAGCCAAGGAAAUUGUGCCAAACGGGUAAGGGGCACCCGCUGUGUGGACGAGGGGCUAGCAGUGACCUCACCCCCCCUUUAGCUGUAACAGUCUGAUCUUUCCCUCAUACUAAACCCUUUUCUUUCUAUUUUUUAUGAGUGUUUUUAUUUGUGUGUGCACGCCGAUGCAGGAAGUUGAAAUUGGAUUGUCUAGUCAAUCGGGCGGUAGCCCUGUGAUAUAUACCUACAUAUGGUCAUCUCUCUCGUGUGUAGCAUUUAUCCAUAAGAAUGUUAGGAAUUAGAAGAAAGAUUUUCAAUUUUGUAUUAACCAAAACAUGCUACCCUCCCAUCGGGAGUGAGGAUUAAACCAAUAAAUUGUAUUCUGUCUA